AUGGAAUGGAAGCCGGGGUCCGACGGGGAGCGGGAUGAGGGGAGGGGCAAGCGUCGAAAACGGGCGGGAUGGGGCUUACCUAAUUUCGUUGGGUAUCGGCAGCGGCAUCUAAUAGUCAGCCCUGGCCGCUUAGCAAAGUUUCAACUUUCUCCAGUUAUUAGCUUCUCCUUCUCUUCCGUUUUCACGGGCGGUAAUAACAGUCUUAAUGGGUUCGGAACUUUUUUCUAUGUAUUUCUAAACAUGCAUUCCAAUUCUAAUAAUUUUGAAAAUUACCUGAUCCGAGGAAGAUACGAAAUGAGGGCAAAGGGAACAAAAACAAUUUGAACAUUAUGUUCCCGGAUGAAUAAAAUGAUAGAUUGUUUCAGUAAUGGUGCCGGUCGCAGUGGAGCGUUUCUGGCAUUGGACGCCAACUUGGAACUGAUGAAGAAAACAGGACAACUGGAUGUUUUCGAGUACGCGAAGACUCUUGUGAAUUCGCGGCCACAUUUGAUCGACAGCGUCGAACAGUACAUGUUCAUCUACGAAGUGCUGUCCGAGGUAGGUGGGAAGGGGAAACGGAUUAGGGAAAGAAAAGUUAUGGAGUGAUCUUGACGGCCUUGAGAACGGCACUAGCAUGAGAAACGGAAAAGGAAAUUGGCGGGAUUUCAGGCUGUGAUGUGCAAUGUGCAACCGAUUGAAAUGAAUCAGUUGAAGGAGAGAAGCAGUAUGUACAAGGCGAAGAAGAACAGAGAGCUUCUGGAGAGUCAGGAGACGCACGAGAACAAGGUUGGUGAGGGGAAGGGAACGAGAUAGGAUCGGAUCGGAAUCGAGACGCUUUGCGCGCCUUUUUUCGGGCCUCCACCACGAACUGACUAUGGCAUCAUGAAGCGGUCGUGGGUUUCGAGGAAUGCGAAUUCGCGAUGAGUUGUUCUUGUCAUGAAUGGAACGAGACACGAACGGCAGUGCAUGACUCAUUGCCACGUCAUGCCUCAUUCCAUUCAGAUCGCUUUGCCAAUGUUGUUUUUUGUCGGUCAAUAGCCAUGCUUUUCGCUUUUAUGACGGUCAUUCAAAAGAGUCUCAAAUAGGGUUUAUGUACUGACGCGCGUCGUUUUUAUCACUUCAACGCCCUCGUUGCAGCUUCUGAUGCAUUUGACGCCUACGCUGCGAAUCGGAGACUGUGCGGGAGGCCAUCGUCUCGAAAACCGAGGCAAGAACAGAGAUGUGAUGGUGGUGCCACGUGAGUUGGAGGAUAGAAAGGGAUCGAAUGAACAAGGGCGAAUUACAGCUGACCAUGCGAGACCGUACCUUCAGACAUUGCACGGAGAAAGCAAAGACUACACAUAUAUCAAUGCAGUGGAAGUGAGAGAAAGAGAAUGAUUGGAGAUGGAAACUGGUAUUGUACUAUUGCAGGUGGAUGGAUUCACUCGAAAAGCAGAAUUCAUCGUGACAGAAUGGCCGAAACAGAGCACUGUCGACUCAUUCUGGACACUGAUCUACGACCACGCAUGUCACACUGUUGUCAACUUGAGUAAUCAAGGAACUCAGAGGGUACGUGACUGAUUUUUGGUUCCUGUCUACUUGAUCUUUCCAGCAUUAUCCCUCUUUCAUUCACAACAAAGGAAAGGCCAACUACGGUCCGUUCAUCGUCGAGAUCAUGAACUAUCAUCAGUAUCCGGCGAUGACCUCCCAUAUGGUCAAAGUGAUGAAAAGGGUUAGUCGGAUUCUGUUGCAGGUGUCUUGGUCACGCCGCUUAUUUUGUUAUUCGAGUGUUUCGAACUAUCUUGUCAAAAUGUGAAAAAGGUUUGACAAUUACUGAGUUAUGUGAAUGCUGAGCAGGUUGAUCCGCCGAACGCGCGCCCGGCCGCCAAGAUCCCCACGUUGGAAGGAGUCCCUGGAUAUCAGACUCGGCCGGACAUCAUGCCGGGCCAGUCGUUCCGCUUCAAGCCAAUGUACCGCGGCAAGUUCCGCGAGCCCGGCGACGACAACUCGACGUCGUCGGACGAGGAUGAACAGUCCGCACCGAAUGCUCUUCUUCCGCCGCGUCGGCCUCGCAAGACGACGAGCAGUCAGUUUCUGAACGUGACGCCGCCACGUGGACAUGGACUGAAGCGGCGCAGCAGAUCGGCGGAAGAUCCAUUCCGAGAGGUGGAGCCCGAAGUGUGGUUGAGCUGCGUCCCUCUGUCUUCCGACCCUCCUCCGCCGUUUCCCGACCCAUCCGCUUCGUUUUCCGCUUUUCGUUCUACUCACAGUUAUUGUGAUUGUGCGUGUGAUGCGUUUCGUUUACAGAAAACUUUGAAGCUUCAUUGCUUUCCGGGGAGCCUUUUAGAAGUAGCUAAAAGGGGAUUCGGCCGACUGUUUGGUCGCCGCGGCAAUUGUUUCUUUAUAAGCUUUAAGCGCAUUACAAUCCCCCCGAAAAUGAAAUCUCUUUGCAGCCCCACCAGGUUCCGCCAAUGAAGGUCGACCCUGAGGGUAAGGGGGUGUCAAAACUAGUGAGUUAAAGUACCCAGUGGCCUUUUGUGCCACGUGUCCAUGACUUCUUUCUGUGCAGUGUCAACGCCUUUUUGAACCUGGUGGGGAACUGUGUCCACUGUCUUCGUCCCUCGUCCCGUUCCGAUGUGAUCGUCGUUUCAGAAGGGAGCUGCCGACAUCAAGCGCCUUCUGAAUAUACGCAGAGAGAAGGCAGAUCUUCAGAAAGAAACGACCAAACAAAUCCAGAAGCUGGUCUCUUUCUUUCUCUCUCUCUCUCUUUUUUUUGGUUUUUGUGGUGUGCCCGCACUAACCGAUGCUUAUCCGCUAACCGUAAAUGUCUCGUUUUCUAACUUUCUCGCAACCUAAUUUCCGAGUAGUCAUUCUUAGAAGCCAUAAAAGGCCGCGUUUUCAGUCGAACGUAAACCUCCAUCCAAAUCUCGCUUACACGUAAAUCCGAAAACUAACCAGAGUGAUGCCCUUCGAAUCUUCCGUGCCCGCGAAUCAACUCCUUCCGUUUCAGACGUUCAUGAUCAGUGACAUCAUGGCCAGCGGUGCUCAGAACCAGCAGAUCGACGCCGAAGUUCGCAUUUGCUGUGUGAUCCAAGUGAGUGCGCUCAUUCAGACGAUCAUUAAGUGUGGAGAGUUCAGGUAAGAAUGUGGCCGAUCGAGAACAAAGUGCCGCUUUCGACCACCGGACUCAUUGACGUCAUCAAAAUGGCAAGAAGCUGGAGGAAGAGAGCGCCCGACCGUCCUGAAACUAAACCGACCAUCGUCAUGUCACAGUAAGAGGAGAUCUCUCUAUCUUUGAAAUGUUUCUGUUUUCAGCAACGGAGUAUCGCGAGUUGGUGUGUACAUCGGUGCGAACAUUUGCAUUGAUCAGAUGGACAUUGACCACGAAGUCGAUGUUUUCCACGCUGUCAAGAUGAUGAGGAUCAAUCGGCCACAACUGAUUGAUAUGAAAGUAAGAAUGAAGCCGGAAGCGUGCCAAUGACGGAAACAUUCAGGACGAGUACAAGUACCUGUACGACGUGAUGCUCCACUGGUACAUGACAAAUCCAGAGUACCGUAUCUAUGACAAAGAAGACAGCGAGGACACCGACAGCCAGAAGACCUCACGUCCUCCUUCCAAUCGUCAUUCCCUCAAAGAAAAGAGUUCAUUUAGAGUAUGGUCCCUUCGGAAGUUUCCGUCAAUCAUUUCCCUUUUUCAGAGUAAAUUCUCGUUCCGUCGCCGCAACACCACCCGUCAAAACGAGCAGGCGGUGGUCGAGCAGCACGUGAACAACAAAUGA
Molecule: messenger RNA, 3737 nt
Organism: Caenorhabditis sp. 36 PRJEB53466
Lineage: Eukaryota; Metazoa; Nematoda; Chromadorea; Rhabditida; Rhabditidae
Source: the annotation of a GenBank genome assembly